AUGGCGAUAACUAAAUAACUUUUUAAAAGCCAAUUAGCUAUCAUUCGUAUUAAAAACUUAUCUGAAGCAGCUGAAUUGAUAAAAGCAGCUGUCAGUAUUUUUAAAAACUAUUUUGAGUUCAGUUUGAAUCUCAAAGUCACCCCUUAUUCACCCUAUUAGGAAAGUUCACGUUGA
Messenger RNA from Tetrahymena thermophila SB210, 174 nucleotides. RefSeq lists its product as hypothetical. The record is from RefSeq and is a predicted model, not a curated record. The transcript has a single exon. NCBI's taxonomy places the organism in Eukaryota, Ciliophora, Oligohymenophorea, Hymenostomatida, Tetrahymenidae.